Molecule: messenger RNA, 2196 nt
Organism: Oncorhynchus keta (chum salmon)
Lineage: Eukaryota; Metazoa; Chordata; Actinopteri; Salmoniformes; Salmonidae
Product: NEDD4 family-interacting protein 2-like
Exons: 8
Coding region: 246-977 (243 amino acids)
Biological process (GO): positive regulation of protein ubiquitination; metal ion transport; vacuolar transport
Cellular component (GO): endoplasmic reticulum; perinuclear region of cytoplasm; Golgi apparatus
Molecular function (GO): WW domain binding
Source: RefSeq, a predicted model, not a curated record
AGCCAUUGCGUCACAAGUCAAAGAGCCCUCUGUGUUUCCACUCACUCGACGUUUUCUAUCGAAAGUAGUGUUGCUUCAGUUGAAGCGUAAAUGGGCGGUUUAUUGUACGUCCCAGUGUGUAUAUUUCAUCUACUUCACCUGAAUACUGUCCAUUAAAAAGUAAAAUCAAGUUACGACAUAGCUAAAUACACUAUUGUUGACUUUUCGCUUGCUGGCUAGCUCCGCCAGCUGAGUCUAACGUCAAGAUGGACCAGGCAGCGAGCCGAUACCAAGUGUUUGAGAAUGAUGAAGACGACUCCUGUGAGCCCUCCACCAGCGCCCAGCAGCCGUGCACCUCGUCCCAGGCCAACUCGUCCUCCCAGGCCUGCCCUGUCCCAGUAGCCCUGGGGGGGGAUGCAGAGGCCCCACCUCCCCCGUAUGCCAGCAUCGCCAUGGGAGCCACCGCUGCCAUGCCUGUAGAGAGCAGUUGUUACCCAAGGGAUUUCCCCGUGCCGCCUCCCUACAGCGUGGCCACCUCUCUUCCCACCUACGACGAGGCAGAGAAAGCCAAAGCUGCAGCCAUGGUACUCUCUGCUGUGGAGGUGAUACCAGGGGAGGAUGACUUCCCUCCAAGGGAUGACUUCAGCGAUGUCGACCAGCUGAGGGUGGGGAACGACGGCAUUUUCAUGCUGGCCUUUUUCAUGGCCUUCCUGUUCAAUUGGAUUGGGUUUUGCUUGUCAUUCUGCCUGACCAACACCAUCGCCGGCCGAUACGGGGCCAUCUGCGGCUUUGGCCUCUCUCUCAUCAAGUGGAUUCUCAUCGUCAGAUUCUCGGACUACUUUACUGGAUACUUCAAUGGGCAGUACUGGCUCUGGUGGAUUUUCCUAGUCCUCGGUCUCCUGCUUUUCUUCAGAGGGUUCGUGAACUACCUGAAAGUGCGUAACAUGUCUGAAAGCAUGGCUGCCUCGCACAGAACACGCUUCUUCUUCCUGUACUGAGGUUGUCGCUCCAAACAUUCCUCCUUAAUGUGAAAUUCCCUGAGGAUUUGCAAGCCUUUUCUCGAAUGACCAGGCCAAAAAAAAACACAGUGAAAAGACGUGAGGAAGAAAAGAACCAGUGCGUCAUUACAGCUGCGAAAGUCUGGCGUCUUUCAUUAAAAGCAAAAACAGCUGACUCGUCUCUUUUUCAGAAAGUCCAUACAAUACAGAUUAACCCAGCUAAAUAUACCCUAUGUGUUUCUGAUAUUUCCACCGGCUUUGUUUGGCUCUGUCGAUUUCAAUUGCCUUCCUGAUCUAACCCCUGUAAUGGUCCCAUCCUGCUUAAUAUCCCAAGUCUUGUACAGUGAAUACACCUUAACAGGGGGGUAGUAUAGUGCAGUGUAGUAGCUGGGUCUACCUGUUGUGGAUGUUUGUGGAAAAGCACACACAAGAAGAUGGAAGAAAACAGUAUGCAGCCAAGAGGUCUUAUGCAGUUGUGUCCUUACCUGAACUGGAUAUCUGCUCCUAAUGAGGAUGAGGAUGAUGAUGAAACGGUUAGUCUAGAGCUCUAUCGGGAGUGUCAAUAUUACAAUUUGAAUUGUAUCCCUUAAUUUUAAUCCCCAUAUUUAAUUGUCUUUGGUAUAAAAAUAUGUUAUUUGAUGAAACUCAUGACUUUUUUAUUGUGAAAUGAUUGAACUGUAUCACAGCUUAUGCCAAUUUAUAUGUGCAACCUCUUUCUCCAUCAGUUGUGAAUUGCUUACUUGUCAUAGUGCGUAUACUGAUCUCUUUGUCAGUCCAAUUUUGAACUGGAAAUUGCGUUUAUCCCCAAAAAGGAUAUCUGCCUUUUGCACUUUUUUUUGUUCAUUUUUUUUUUUUUUUUUUUUCUUCAAAAAAAUUAAUUUUCAUUCAGUUGAUUAUUGCAAUUAGCCUGAACUGUGAUAUUUUAAAGUAUUGUCGCCUUUCUUUAAUGCUUGAAUGAUGCCUUUAUCAUUUUGUUUCUGUUACACAGAAGCCUCAUCAGCAAUAUCGAAAAAUGUAACUUAAAUGCACGAUUAUUCUGGCCAAGUUGGUUAUAAUAGUAUUCAGCUAAAACAACGUUAUUAAUAUUAUAUUUGUAUGUUUGUAAAACAGCCAAACAAUUUUUGUCAGAAAUGAUGGUACUCAGAGAUGAUGAUGCGUGCUUGUUAACCCUUUAACCUGAAGUCUUGCGAAAUGCCAAUAAAGUUCCAAAUGCACCCUG